This is a messenger RNA of Ilex paraguariensis (yerba mate), 303 nucleotides long. The record is from the annotation of a GenBank genome assembly. Lineage: Eukaryota; Viridiplantae; Streptophyta; Magnoliopsida; Aquifoliales; Aquifoliaceae.
AUGCUGCCGCAACGUAUGAAAAAGGCCAUCACGGAAAACCCAAAGAAACAUGCCAACUUGAUUGAGCUUGUGAAUCUUCCUUCAACACUUCGAGAGUUCAUGGGUCAGUCGCAGACCUCUCGUUUGGGCUGUUUCAUGCGUGUUUGGUCAUAUAUCAAGGCCAAUAAUCUCCAGGAUCCAAACAACAAGAAUGUGGUCAACUGUGAUGAUAAGUUGAAGAGUAUAUUGUUGGGGAAGCAUCAGGUCGAGCUUGCUGAACUACCUAGUCUGAUCAAACUGCAUUUUCCUAAACAGCCGAAAUAA